AUGCCACUAUGGCCGUUUGGACGAAAGAAGCGACGUCUGAGCGCGUCGACGGCCACAACGACAGCAACGUCGACAGCUCCAGCUCCAACCGCCGCAACGAGCAACAACAACAAAGCCGACAGCUCCAGCUCCACGUCCAACGCGAACCCAACUGCAACUGCAACUGCAAGUGCCAAUGCAAAUGCAGCCCGUGUUUCAGAUUCUCCGGACCAGGCCACCGCCCGCCGCUUCCAUGACAGCUCCACCCAAAAUGCCCCGAACUGCCUUGAGCGUCAGGGAAGCGUGCAGGACGAGUUAACGGCCCUGCCUCAAUUGUCCGAACUCGAGCAGAGCCCCCAUCUGAGGCCCGCAAAUCUUAUCAAGCCCGUCCACCCCUACACUCUCGACCGUCCCUCAUCUGCCCGCUCACGCAACCCGCCUGUCACCCUGCCGCCGUCGCAUGACAAGGCCGCCCCCACUCGCCGUCAGUCGACCAAGAGGAAGAAGGACCAGGCUCUCCGCGAAGAGGAAAUCCGUCAAAUGAGCGCACCAAUGCAGAUCCCAAAGAGGCCUGCCGCCUCGUCUGGCAAUGACCUGCUCCGUCGCGACAGCAAAAAGGCUCGCAGGACCCUGACCAAACGCCCUGACGACUCCCGCGCCUCCAACGUCUCGCUACCCCUGCCAGAGUCAAUCCAUUCCAAUAGGUCGCACAUGUCAGAGCAACGCGCCUGGGAGAUUGGUGGCAUGUCUAUCCUCAGUCCUCGUCCUACCGUGCGUGUAUCGGGCACCUUCGCCCAUCCUCCCUCGCCUCUUUCAAAGCGUCCGCAACACAUGGACAAGCUGCCCGAGCUUGCUCGCGCAUCGAGUGGAAGAAAAGACCGAAGAAAGGUUGCCGAUCUUGCCGACGACCUCAACUCUACCGAGCUCCGUAUCCUGAUGGAACGUGACCAACGAAGAAAGGAACAAAAGGCCUUGGAGCAGCAUGAGCGUCUUGAUCGCAAACUACGAAGACGGGCAGAAAAGCAGCGCGAGGAAGACGAACGUAAGACCCGUGAUGCUCGCCAGAACGCAACGCUCCCCACCGCCAUUCAUCCUGCCUUCCGCGAACAGCAACCUGAAGCCGAGCUUAUCACUCCGACCUCUCUCAAGAAACAGGGCAAGCAGCCAAUUCCAGAGAUGCAGGAAAGCCCUACAAAAGGUGGCACCUACCUACGUUAUCCACCACGCGAAGACAUACCCCAAAAUCCUUUCGCAGAUCCCGAGUCUGAGAACCCCUUUACUGCUCCUGGCGCCGAAUACUCGCCCGUCCAAACGCCGCUCGAUGAACCAGUCUUACAUACUGCCAGAGCCGUCAGACUAUCCGCCGGUCACCUGUCACCGCCAGCUUCCCCUGUGCCCAAUGUUCAGCGUGAGAUCCAGCCAUCUCCUAGCUUGCCCGAGGUCUAUGCACCAUCGCAAAGAACUUCAAGCCAUCCCGCUAGUUCCUUCGAGUCCAGCCGACGCAGACCUUCCGAGAGUGGCAGUCGUCGAGUGGGCCCUAGUGCCUGGACGAAUAUAUUCCGCCGUGGAAUCGGCUCAAGCCGUGCCUCAGAAGACAAGGCCCCGUCAGAGUUUUCUUUUGUCAACACUUCUCGAGAGUCCAUGUCGAAGCAACCCAUUCCUGCCCACCUCGUAGGACCACCCUCGUCUCGACAAUCUGGCGUCCCCUCUCGCACCCAAAGCAAGUUCCGCGAGGAUCUCCCUGAGCUACCUAUUUCUCCGCCAUCGUCCCGUGUUCAGUCGCCUGAACUGAGUGUGAUAACGGCUGGCGUAGUGGCUGCACGACGUGCCAAACGUAGUGCUGAUAAGCAGGCAAAGAACACAGAUUCGUCUGAUCCUGUUAGGAAUGACUCGCCUGCGAUACUCGAAGACGAGGAAACAACAGUACUGUCCCAGUCAUAUGGAUCUGUAGACUCGGAAGGCAGUUGGAUUAGUGGACGUCUGAUCAAACGUACGUCUCAUACUUCUUACCCUCACAGCAGCUUGAGCUCCCUCAAGAAAGGGAAGACCGAGUUUACUGGAAGCUUCGACCGCCUACCCGUCCCAGAGCAUGAAUACUUUGCUGCUUUGACACCAGACAAUGGCAGUCGUCGUGCAUCAGGCGAGUUUGCUAUCGAAACAACCCCAACAGCAGAGCCAUCCCCUGAAGUAGCUGCUCCACUUAGGCAAGCCACAGCACGUCGUAGACCGACAGUGGUACACAACGACCCGCGCUUCAAGUCUCGCGAAGGACUCCUCACAGAAUACAAUGCUGCCGAACCAGUGACGCCAUCUCGCGAGGGCAGUUUGAGUGGUGAAUCAGCACACUCCCCGGUGGAGUUGCACAAAGCGCAGAGCGUCAAUUAUGGUCGAUUCACUGGCCAUGUCAAAUCUCUCAGCGCAGGUAGCGCCAAGAUGCUGGAUAUCGCACCGCAUAGAAGUAAGAGCGUCGGGACUGGCCUUGCAAACCCGAGCCCUCGUUCUUCACCCCGCAUCCCUCAGGAAUAA
Molecule: messenger RNA, 2505 nt
Organism: Aureobasidium pullulans EXF-150
Lineage: Eukaryota; Fungi; Ascomycota; Dothideomycetes; Dothideales; Saccotheciaceae
Exons: 1
Coding region: 1-2505 (834 amino acids)
Source: RefSeq, a predicted model, not a curated record